Molecule: messenger RNA, 3117 nt
Organism: Moneuplotes crassus
Lineage: Eukaryota; Ciliophora; Spirotrichea; Euplotida; Euplotidae
Source: the annotation of a GenBank genome assembly
AUGGAAGGUAUAGUUAAGUCUUCAAGAAAAAUAGACCCAGAAUAUGACAAAAAGGGAGAAGAAUCCGAAGCUCUUCAUGAUAUGAAGGGUAUUUUAGGUCAAGAAGAGAAAGAGAAGCAGAGCGCUUCAGAGCAAAUUUCCUUGCAACACAUUAUGGAGCUCAGAGAAGCGUUCGAUGCAGCCAAGAAGCACAAAGAUGGAGCCCUAGAACUCGAGGAAUUCAUGGAUGCCUUUGGUGGAAUUAUUGGAAAAGAUAUGAACGAUAAGCAAAUCAACCAAUUAUUCAUGAAAAUCGAUGCAGAUUCUAACGGAAGUGUUGAUUGGAAUGAAUUUAUGAACUAUAUGCUUCUAGAGAACGAGACUUUAUCGUCAAUGAAAGCAGAGCAUUUUGAAUACGUUAAAUCUAAUGCAGAGGAUCCUGCGCCCAACAAGACCAAAUUAUGACACUCAGACAUGAUAACUUGCAUUCUAGUGCUCACACCGGAAGAUGAGGACAAGAAAAAGUUGUCAGUUGAUGAAGAAGAAGAACUGAAGGAAGAGCAGAAGGAAGAACAAAAAUCUUAUUUUAGCAAGAAGAAUGUGAAGUAUAUUACCUCUAGCAGAGAUGGGAAAAUAAAAAUUUGGAAUGGAAAUACACAGGAAUGACACCUCACAAUUAAUGUUGGAAGGUACUGGGUUAAUUGCAUCCAAUAUAUGACUAAGUCGAAGAGAUUAGUUGCAGCCUGCUCUGAUCGAACUCUUAAGUUUUAUGAUCUUUCCUUAACCAAUAUAAACCUCCCUGUUAGUGAGAUAGCUGAUUUUGAUGGCCUUCCUCUUUGAAUGGAUUACUUUUUAAAGCCAAAACUUGGAGUUGAAACUUUGAUUGUGGGAGAUGACAUGGGAAUCUGAUAUAUGUAUGAUUUCUCAAAAGAAUGGCAUUCUUGUGAGUGGAGAAUAGAUGAUCCGACUCAUUAUUGAUGCCAUAAAGACGAAAUUAAAAAGAGAUUUGAGCCUAGUGAUUCUGAAGAUAGUGAAGAGAAGAAGAAAAAGGAUUCUAAGGCAGAUAAAAAGAAAAUUGAUAAGAAGGCUAAGAAAGAUAAAAAUAAAGAUGAGAAUGGGAACAAAGACCCUCUUGGGUCCAAGAACAAGAAGCUUACAAAGUUAAGAAUAAAUUUUGAGUUCAUGUCUGUUCAAAUCCACCAAGGAUGCAUUACCAAGAUUAAAUAUAUUGAGGACUUGAACUCUCUUCUUUCUAGCUCUUCUGGUGGAUUCCUGCAUUUCCAUGAGGUAGAAAACCUGAAUUAUAAAGAUAGGAGUUUCUCCUUGCACCAGAAGGGUGUCAGCUCCUUCGUGUACAGUGAGAGGCAUAGGUUUGUUGCAAGUUGUGGGGAGGAAAGACAUAUUAUUAUGUGGGAUCCAUUCACACGAAGAGCAAUCACAUACCUUAACGGACAUAAUACUUCUGUACAUGACUUGACAAUUAAUGAUGAUAGACAUCACCUCAUCAGUUUAGGUACUGACAAGGUUGUCAAGAUAUGGGACAUUAGGACCUAUAAGUGCAUCCAGACUAUAUUUGACAAGAUAUGUUACAGACCAGAGGAUAGAUUGACCUGUAUAUUCUUUGACAAGAUUUCUAACAACAUUCUUCUUGGGUCACGGAAGAUCAAUAGUUGGUUCUUUAAAACUCAAGAGGAGAUCAAGACUUCUCAUGAAUAUCCUGUGUCAAUAGCUCUGUACAAUACAGAGUUCGAGUCUGUGGUUUCUUGUGAUGACGGGAGCUUUAUCUCUGUUUGGGAUAUUGAAAACGGAAAGCUUAUGUCUAAGUUUGGAAAUGCUCAUGGUAAGAACACCAAGAUUACAUCUGCCUGUUUUGAUGAGAGCCAAAGAAGAUUGGUAACAAGCGCAGCAGAUGGAUCUAUCAAGGUCUGGAAUUUCUCUAACGGACAGGAAAUCAGCACCUGUAUCCCAACAAAGCCUGAAGCAAAAGAGUCAGAGGUAACAGACCUAUGUUUUGUGUCAAACACUAAUAAUAAACAGGAGUUUGGUAACAUCCUGGCUGUUGGAUGGAACAAGCAUGUUUAUAUCUACCCAGAUAAUAAAGAAGAUGAAAUCUUCCAGAGUAAUAUCCUUCCUCAAAGUGAUCAAGGCGUUAAACAUCAUGAUGAUAUUAUGUCAGUGGUUUAUUCUAGAAAAGACAAUCUUGUCUUCACAGGGUCCCAUGAAGGAAGAAUCAUCGGCUGGAAUUUUGAAACGAAGCGAGCCAAAUUCGAGCUCCAUCUUGAAGACGAUACUUGCGUCAGUGAUUCGCCUGCUCUUGAUGCCAAAUCAGUAGACUGUAUGCUUGUUCUAGAAACUGAAGGAAUUCUAUUAACAGGAACAGCUGAUCAAUAUAUAAGGUUUUGGGAUACCAAAAACGGAAAACUGCUUAACAAAGUCUCUGCGAAGUUCCAUCCUGAAGAAGCCCUCACUGCUAUAGCCAGCUGAAGUGUAGAUGAGACUCUUUUCUGUGGAGACACUAGUGGCUGUAUUAAAAAGUUUGACCUGAAAAUCUUUGAUUUCAAGACCUCCAGAGAGCUAGAUGUCUUGUGGUUUAUUAAGGGCCACCGAGCUAUUAUAAAUAGCAUAGCUGUGGCUGAGCUCAAAGAAUGCGAAAAUAAGUUCAUUAUCAGUUGAUCGGACGACAGGAAUAUUCACCUUCAUAGCUUCGAUGGCUUUUUCAUUGGUCAAUUUGGUCAAGAAGAAGAAUGGAAUAUUUAUAAAGCAGACGAGCUUGCUCAGAAGUUUACAAGGAAAAAUGCAAAGAUUAAGCCUUAUGGCACCUAUGCUAAAAAUAUGAGACUAGAAAUGUUCCUCAAAGGAGAGCUUGACUCUUCUGAAAUUAGAGAUUAUCAAGACGAAAUUAAAGCGGAAGAAGAUGAAUAUCCAACAAAGGGGUACACUGUUGAAAAUGCAUCCAGAUUACUCGGCUACAAGCCAAAGAAGGUUAAAAAUGCAAACUCUGACAAGUAUUUCUACUCUAUCACAAAGCACAAGCCUGACUUAGAUAUUACUGAAAAGAAUAAAGGAAAGUUCUUUAAGAAGAUGGUUGGUAAUAACCAAGAUCACUACAAAGAUUUGAUUAAGCAGAUAAAACAAUAA